GUGAUGAAGAGGGCAUGCGGCUUUGUUGUUUUUCGAUGGAUGAAUGGUCAGCUGGAGUAUUUACUUCUGCAAGCUUCUAAUGGAGUCCACCACUGGACACCGCCAAAAGGUCAUGUAGAUCCAGGGGAAGAAGACUUAACAACUGCAUUCAGAGAAACAGAGGAAGAGGCAGGGCUGAAGUCAACCCAGCUGAAAGUUCUGAAUGGUUUUCAGAGUAAGAUAAGUUACACGGCGUGGGGUCGCCCGAAGGAGUCGGUGUACUACCUGGCCGAGCUGCGCGACGCCGGCGCGCCGGUGCUGAUCUCGGAGGAGCACUCCGACUGGUGCUGGGCGCCCGUGGAGCGGGCCUGCCACCUCGUCAGCUAUGCCGAGAUGCAGGGCGUGCUGAGAGAGGCCGAGCGCUUCGUGACCGGCGCCGCGCCCGACGCUCGGGGCUGAGCUGGAGGUGGGAGGGGGCGGCCCCCAGGCGGCCCCCCGCCGGGCUGCCCGGACCGAGCAGUGGCGAGCCGGGCCCGCGCCGACAGGCGGGUAGGCUCGGCCGGCUGUCACGAGACUGCCCGCCAUACCGGCGGAUAGGAAGUGGCCUGCCGCUUGGAGGCCCCGUAGGAGGCCGCCCUUAUUGCACCAUGGAAGGUCAACAUCUAGGAAUUGGGAUCGGAUGUUCUGCAAUUUCAGUGUUAACGAAAUGCAAUGUACGGCCUAUCCAACUGGUUUGCAAACGCCACUGGAUAAUGCACCAUGUUCUAAUGUAUCAUUUUUUUUGAUGAACAUGAAUAGCAUGUUACCUGUAUGCUGACGUGUUGAAUCAUGAACCGUAAGUCGCGGUGAGGCGGGUGAUAUGAUGUUGGUGUGUUAAAACUGUCAGAACAGUCGCGCUGUGUCAUCCAGAGGGUUGAAUGAAAGACAUUGAUUUCACCGACUUGUCCUUUUUAAGUGUUGCUGCUCAUCUCUCUUCAUGCAAGGUGUGCGAGGAAUAAUUAUACACGAUUAGUACAUAGGAUCAUGGCUAGGUCAGUGGAGCAGUUUUAUCUCAGAAGCAUUGGAUGUCAUGUUAGGCAGGAGUUCCGACCUGUCUCAAUAAACGAGCAUCAGUACUUGAGCAGCCUAAUGCUGGUUGACUUGUUGCAGAUACCCGGUAAUCACCUGUGAUUAUAAAUAUAUAUUUAUUACAACGA
Molecule: messenger RNA, 1175 nt
Organism: Pollicipes pollicipes
Lineage: Eukaryota; Metazoa; Arthropoda; Thecostraca; Pollicipedomorpha; Pollicipedidae
Product: bis(5'-nucleosyl)-tetraphosphatase [asymmetrical]
Exons: 3
Coding region: 4-438 (144 amino acids)
Biological process (GO): ATP biosynthetic process; AMP biosynthetic process
Molecular function (GO): bis(5'-nucleosyl)-tetraphosphatase (asymmetrical) activity
Source: RefSeq, a predicted model, not a curated record